Oncorhynchus nerka (sockeye salmon) is the source of this 6971-nucleotide messenger RNA. Its product is annotated as syntaxin-binding protein 5-like. Gene Ontology annotation, molecular function: GTPase activator activity; syntaxin binding; myosin II binding. Gene Ontology annotation, biological process: regulation of protein secretion; regulation of exocytosis. Lineage: Eukaryota; Metazoa; Chordata; Actinopteri; Salmoniformes; Salmonidae. Gene Ontology annotation, cellular component: plasma membrane; SNARE complex; cytoplasm. The record is from RefSeq and is a predicted model, not a curated record.
GUGCUUAAAAGCGCAGAAGCACCGCUGCAGCUGCGUUUCCGCGUUGCCUGAGCGGAGAGAGUGGAGGGGAGGGGAACGGCGAGAGCGAGCGAGCAGCGGAGACGCAGUGGGACACAGAGUCGGAGAAGAAUUACAUAGACGCACCACAGCCACACAACAAAUACAUAGAGAAUCGAACAUUGAGCGUCAAGGAGCCCGACCCGAGUGGUGCGCGGCCGAAACCCUUUUCACUAUGUAAAACCACCAGCUAAAAUGUGAGAUUUACGGAGGGCAUCAGAAGAGAGCGAGAGAGUGGCUUUACCCCGUUAUCUUUGGCGGGUCAUCUCAAUUUUGCUUUCCGUUGUCAUCGCAGUGUUUCUGGGGGUAAAAUGAAGAAGUUUAACAUCAGGAAGGUGUUGGACGGCCUAAAGGAGCAGGCGUCUUCCUCUGUUUCGUCUGGCCAGUCGGGCGCCCCGGAGAACAAUUUGAUGCACGAGACCCUUCAGUCCGAGAAUUUUCAGCUCUGCAAGACUGUCCGUCAUGGCUUCCCCUAUCAGCCGUCGUCCAUGGCCCAUGACCCAGUCCAGAAGAUCCUGGCCAUUGGGACCCAGAGCGGGGCACUCAGACUGUUUGGUCGUCCAGGUGUGGAGUGCUACUGUCAACAUGAGAGUGGAGCAGCCGUCAUCUCGCUACAGUUUCUCAUCAAUGAGGGGGCGCUGGUGAGUGCUCUGGCAGACGACAGCGUGCACCUCUGGAACCUGAGGCAGAGGAGGCCCGCCAUCCUCCACUCGCUCAAGUUCAACAGAGAGAGGAUCACAUUCGUCCACCUGCCAUUCCAGAGUAAAUGGCUGUACAUCGGCACAGAGAAAGGAAACAUCCACAUCGUCAACGUGGAGUCGUUCACACUCUCAGGCUACGUCAUCAUGUGGAACAAAGCCAUCGAACUAUCCUCCAAGGCCCACCCAGGUCCUGUGGUCCACAUAAGUGACAACCCCAUGGAUGAGGGAAAGCUCAUCAUUGGAUAUGAGGCUGGAAUUGUGGUCUUGUGGGAUCUGAAAUCUAAGAAAGCAGACUACCGCUACACUUACGACGAGGCGAUCCACUCGGUUGCCUGGCACCAUGAGGGCAAGCAGUUCAUCUGUAGUCACUCAGACGGAACGCUCACCAUAUGGAACAUCAAGGGCCAGGGCAAGCCAUUUCAGACAAUCACCCCACAUGGAAAGCAGCCCAAGGAUGGAAAGAAGCCAGAGCCCUGCAAACCCAUCCUCAAAGUGGAGUACAAGACCACUAGACUGGGAGACCCCUUCAUGAUCCUGUCUGGAGGUCUGUCGUAUGACACGGUGGGUCGGCGGCCAUGUCUGACGGUGAUGCAUGGGAAGAGUACAGCCGUGCUGGAGAUGGACUAUCCUAUCGUAGACUUCCUCACGCUCUGUGAGACGCCAUACUCUAACGAUUUUCAGGAACCUUAUGCUGUAGUGGUCCUUCUAGAAAAGGAUUUAGUUGUAAUCGACCUUGCACAAAAUGGUUACCCCAUAUUCGAGAACCCCUAUCCACUGACCAUUCACGAGUCUCCGGUUACCUGCUGUGAGUACUUUGCUGACUGCCCUGUGGACCUCAUACCCGCACUUUACUCUGUUGGCUCCAGACAGAAACGACAGGGCUACAGCAAAAAGGAGUGGCCAAUCAGUGGUGGUAACUGGGGCCUCGGCACACAGAGCUACCCUGAGAUCAUCAUCACUGGGCAUGCUGAUGGGACUGUCAAGUUUUGGGAUGCUUCUGCAAUAAUGCUCCAGGUACUGUACAAGCUGAAGACGGCCAAGGUGUUUGAGAAGAGCAGGAAUAAUAAGGAGGACAAGCAGAACACAGAGAUUGUGGAUGAGGACCCGUUUGCCAUCCAGAUCAUGGCCUGGUGUCCUGAGAGCAGGAUGCUGUGUGUGGCCGGGGUGUCUGCCAACCUCAUCAUAUACCGCUUCAGCAAGCAGGAGAUCACCACCGAGGUCGUACAGCUGUUGGAGGUACGUCUGCAGUACGAGGUGAAUGACAUGGAGUCCCCUCCAGAGGGGGGAGGAGGGGGGGACCGUGACCUGCCCACCCCAGGAGCAGCCUCACCUAGCCCCCAGACCACCGGACCCCCGACUCACCCCUCCACCAGCAGCAACUCCUCUGACGGGGUCAGAGACAACGUACCCUGCCUCAAGGUGCGUAGUACCCCUCUGAAGCAGUCUUCAGGGUAUCAGGUAGAGUUGGUGGUGCAGCUGGUGUGGGUAAGUGGAGAGCCCCAACAGAUCACCAGCUUGGCCCUCAACUCCUCCUACGGCCUGAUUGUGUUUGGCAACAGUAAUGGUCUGGCAGUGGUGGACUACCUCCAGAAGACAGUGCUGUUGAACCUGGGGACAGUGGAGCUGUAUGGGUCUAACGAUCCCUACCAGAGACAGGCUCGCUCUCCACGCAAGGCACGCCAGCCCGCCGGAGGUCUGUGUGACAUCAACGAGGGUUCUGCCUCGGAGGACCGCUGCAAAUCCCCCACUUCAGUGUUGGCGUCAAACCAUCAGCAAUUCUACAAUGGAGGUGGGGGUAGAGGAGACCACCGGGACAACUCCUUCAGCCGUUCACGAUCCUCCUCCGUCACGUCCAUCGACAAGGAGGCGCGCGAGGCCAUCACCUCCUUCCACUUCUGCGAGACAUUCGCCCGGAAGGGGGACAGCGCCAUCACACCAUGCCUAUACGUGGGAACCUCCCUGGGAACAGUGCUGGCUGUGGCCCUCAACCUGCCCCCUGCUGGGGAACAAAGGCUGCUGCAGCCCGUUAUCGUCUUACCUAGCGGUACCCUGGCACGACUGAAGGGCAGUAUCCUGAGGAUGGCCUUCCUGGACAACACUGGAACCUUCCUCCCCCCUGCCUUCGAGACCUGGUAUGAGCCAAACGCUGCGGGCGCCGACAGUGAGGAGCGAGACAAGGCCCGUAAACGCCGCCCGGUCUCUGUGUCGCCCUCCACCUCCCAGGAGCUGCAGGAGAGCCAGUAUGCGGUGGUGUGCUCUGAGAAACAGGCUAAGGUCAUAGCACUGCCCUCACAGAACUGCAUCUUCAAACACAGCAUCACAGAGACAUCGUUCGUCCUGAGGGCUGACGUGGUCCAGAUGAACAUAGGGAACUGUGUGGCCUGCUUCUGUGCUAACGGACACAUCAUGACCCUCAGUCUGCCGGGGCUGAGACCGCUGCUGGAUGUAAACUACCUGCCACUAACAGACAUGCGGAUAGCCCGGACCUUCUGCUUUACCAACCUGGGCCAGGCCAUGUACCUCACCUCCCCUACUGAGAUACAGAGGAUCACAUACAGCCAGGAGACCUGUGAGAACCUGCAGGAGAUGCUGGGAGAACUGUUCACACCAGUGGAAACCCCAGAGGCUCCCAACCGAGGAUUCUUCAAGGGCCUUUUUGGGGGAGGAGCAACUUCCCUGGACAGAGAGGAACUAUUUGGUGAGACGCAGGCGGGUAAGGCGUCCCGUGGCCUUGCCCAGCACAUCCCAGGUCCUCAGGGCCUGGAGGGCAUGAAGGGGGCAGCCUCGGGUGUGGUGGCCGACCUGGCGCGUGCCCGGAUAGCACUGGAUGAGAGAGGGCAGAAACUGGGCGAGCUGGACGAGAGGACGGCUGCCAUGUUGGCCAGCGCCGACUCCUUUGGCAAACACGCCCACGACAUGAUGCUGAAGUGCAAAGACAAGAAGUGGUACCAGUUCUGAUCUGAGAGGGGGGAGCAGAGCCAAAGGGACAUAACUUCAUCUGGACUCUACAUGCCCCCCUCCUCCAUCUCUCUAUCCAUCCCUCCUUCCAUCUCUCCUUCCUCCGCUGGACACGUGGGACACGCUUUCCUAGCACAAUAUUGUAUACUGUAUUUACUUCAGUCAUAAGGUUACAAACUGAGGAACGGACUGGAGAGAAAAGAGGUGUUCUCUUUUUUGUUCUUGUUUGUUUUUCCCAUCUGUGACCUGCCGAUUGACUGGAGCUCUGGGGUUCCCUCAUCCUCAUUCGGCAAAAUGUUCUGUGCCGUUGUCUCUGCUCCAACCAAUCCGGGGCAUACACUAACAGACACAUUCAAACACAACUGAGAGAAAAAAUAAACAAUGAAGAAACAACUACAAAAAAAAAUCUAAAUGUAAAAAGAGGAAAAAAAGAAUAUAUAUACAUAAUUAUAUAUACAUAAAUCUAUAUAAAUGAUCAAAACUGUAUUCACUUCCCACUGUCAAGUGCAAAACAACAAGAGGACAACUUUCAGGCGGAGACAAACUGGUGGUGUGAGGGGCAAAGGAAGCUCUACUCAAAGUCACAGGAGGUGAUAUCAUAGUUGCAGGAUAAAAAAACAGGUAAUUCCAAUGUACACUGGAUCCCCUCUCCUUGCUCCGACUAGACUCUCCUCAUCAUAUAGAUUCACUGUUUUCACAUCGUUCCCAACUGUAUUAUACAUGUUUUAAAGGUAGAGUCAGCUGUAUGAUGUAGAUGCACAAAGUAAACAGCAUAGUGGGUCAAUUUCUGCAGCAACUAAGAGCUUUGGAGCACGAGGCUAAACCUCUCAGCUGUUUUGGUCCCGUGGCUACCAUACUGUAAGUGCGCAAAACGAACCCGUGCGUGCACAGAAGCAGAUACUCUGUGUGAUUAUGUGAGAGCGAAGUCUUGUAUCUUGCUCAUUGCCAUAGCUGUGGUGCUGCUCGUGCAAUGUAAAUUCGCUAACUCUACCUUUAAUUAAUCUCUUCUUGUUUAUUGUUUGUUUUGUUCUGUUAUUGUAAAUCUGUUUUUCUUUUUCUUAGCUGUCGUGAACAUUGUGAAUGAUGAUGUGUUUUUAUUUGGUCAUGUUGCCAGUAUGUUUUGUGUCUUUAUUAAACUCCCAUAAAGCUAUCCUUAUAAAAAAGGGCUGGAUUCAAAAACAGGUCAUGGAUAUAAAAUACAUAGAUUUAUCAUUCAGAUCAGUACACGUCACCAUCAAUAAUGUUUCAUAUCAGGUGUCAGACACAGAUCAGAACUCCAGAGGCAAGACUGUCACUGUCUCCGUCUCUCCCUGAAGUCUUUUAUUUGACAUGUAAAUGCUACCUUCCUCCCUGACCUCAUCAUGCCAUUAACAUCUGCUACAGUUUGGGCUUGUUAGUGACCCUGUAUGAAAGAUGUCAGUGUUCCAGUAGGCCUAUACACUGCUGGUCUAUCCAGACCUAUUGGAUUGAUAUUCAGGAGUAAAUAUACUCUAUGGACAUGUGAUCCUGAAGUGCACGUGAACUUGGUGAUUACUAUUAACACAUGGGAAUAAACCUAUUUGUUUGUGUUCAAAUAUGCAGGACUAUAUAUACAGUAUGUACGUUCACGCAAAGUCAUACGUUUUUGAAGACUGAAACUUUUCUAGUUUUCCUUGAGAAUUGUCCGUAAAAUAUUUUGUCAGUUUGAGUGGUCUGUUUAUUGACAUUUUAUUUAUUUAAAUGUAAGAGACGCUGCUAUAUGUGUGGUGUGUCGAAACCGUCUGUUGUUUAGAAAUCUGUUUCUAUCCCUAUUUCAGUGGUGAAAGCACUCAUUUGUAUGUCCUUCAAUGCUCUGCCAGGCUUCUCUAUCGUUCUGUUGUAAAUAGGUAAAUAAUUUGACAAUCUAAGGCCAAUUGGAAAAGUGUUGGGUGUUGCUCAAGCAAGCGACUCAAGGACAGCUGCCAUAUUUUUAAUGACGCCAAAGAGUUACUUUAGCUUUCGUUUCCUUGUUCCGUUACUCAACUUGGCAUUCCAGAAGUUUGACUAAUUAAAAUACAAUAGGCAUAGGUCUAUAUGGGGCCUUGGGAACUGUGCAUUCUGACCCGGUCACUGGGCUAGGUUCCCUUCUCAAGGAGAGUGGGAUAUGCAAAAAAAAAAACAUUUACAAUUCACACAUGCAUAUUAAUACACACUUGUACAUGUGUGAAAUAGGACAAAUAUAAGCACCCACCAAAUGAUUAUUAUUAGUGAGGGUAGCAAGUUUUUAGUAUGGAACAACCAUUGUAUUCACAACAUUGUGCCCAUCAUAAAAGUUCUAAAGUGGUAUUUGGCUAACUUCUAAGUAGCCUGCACCUUCUCCUAAAAGGACCAUAGGAGCAUUCCACUGUUGCUAUGACCAGCACAUUAUCUUAAAUGUUCAACUUUGUGGUCUUUGACAUUGUUUCGUGCUGUAUGAUCGAUAAUGACUUGUUUUCUUGUCUCAAAAUGCUUAAUUUUGGUGACCAAUCAAUCUGUGUCAAAUCAAUUGUGGAAAAUCAGCAAGAGUAUGGGAAGAAAAGAAAAGAAACAACACAGUAACCACAGUAACGACACAGUAAGCACAGUAAUGACACACGAACCACAGUAAGGAGAGGAUGUCUGCAUCAGCAGGAUGAUGCAACCUCUGUGUAAUGUGGCUCCAUCAUUGACCGGCCUCGCAUGUUCAGUGUCUCAGUCUGCACACAUCAUGCUUCAUCUCUCCCUGGCUUGUCUUCUAAUGCAUUCUCCUUCUACUCUAGUAACAAUUCCAAGUGGCUCAUUUUGGAGAUCCUAACGUGCAGGUUUGGUCUCUUUUUCUGUGUUCUAGUAUGCACUGUUGUGUGGUUGUUGAUAGGUAGCCCUGCUUCAAUCUUCCAAGGAGAAAAAAUGACUUACAAAAAAAAUUAUUAAGGUCCUUCCCGUUCAUUCUAGAUCUCUUUUAUUUUUCAGAUUUUCGAUGAGUUUUCUCUUGUCUUUGAGUGAGUUGUUUCUUGCCCACACACUCAGUACGCAGUAUUCUUCUUACCUGCUAUUAUUCAUACUCACAAGAGGGAGUCUGUCCGCCAUAAUGCCAUUUCUGUCCUGGAUUUAACAGUUAUCAGUGGGUUGCAGUGUUUUCUCAUUGUAGCCAAUUUUCUUGUACAGUUUUAUGCAAAUUUCACAUGGAUGUUUAUGACUUUAUCUGCUGCCACAAACAAUUUAGAAAUAAUUCUGUAGAUAGAAAUGACUGUGCAAUGGAAAAUAAAAGUGGAAAACAUG